AUGGGGCAGGCUCCCCUCAUGUCAAAGCCGAAGGAAGGGGAGGAACUGAUUGUCUACCUGGGGGUAUCUGAGUACACAGUGAGCACCGCCUUGAUUCGAGAAGAAGAGCGAGUUCAAUACCCAGUAUAUUAUGUAAGCCACAGGCUACUUGACGCCGAAACAAGAUAUUUCCCCAUGGAAAAGCUCAUUUUUUACCUAGUGGUCGCAUCUCGAAAGCUCCGCCUCUAUUUUCAAGCCAAUCAGAUCAGCGUAUUGACUAAACACCCACUAAAGCAGAUUUUACAGAAGCCUGAUUCAUCUGGCCGCCUCCUCAAGUGGGAAAUCAAGCUCGCCCAAUUCAACAUACAGUACAAGUCAAGGACGGCCAUAAAGGGUCAGAUACUAGCAAACUUCGUUGCAGAAUUCAUGGGGCCGACGGAAGAACCAGCCCCCCUAACCUCGCCAGUCUGGGAGCUGUAUGUUGAUGGCUCUUCCAACGAGCAUGGGUCAGGAGCUGGCGUACUCCUGGUAAGCCCAGAGGGACACAAAAUCCCCUACGCAUUGAGGUUCGGGUUUAGAGUAACCAACAAUGAAGCCGAAUACGAAGCAUUGCUAGCCGACCUCCGUCUAGCAAGAGAAGUCAAGGCAGAGCGGCUAAAAAUUUUCAACAACUCCCAACUCGUGGUCUGCCAAGUUCAAGGGGAAUAUCAGGCAAGGGGCCCAAAGAUGGUAGCAUACCUCCAGGAAGCUCAGGAAUUGUUACGCCUUUUCGACGAAAGCGAGGUGAAUCAAGUCCCGCGAAGUCGGAACUCUCACGCCGAUGCCCUGGCUCGUCUGGCUUCCGUUAGAGAAACUGACUCAUUGGGAACCAUCCCCAUAGAGUUCCUCGCCAUACCGAGUACAGACAAAAGAACUGAGACAUUGACAGUCGAGCUAAGGCCAGAUUCAUGGAUGAGACCGAUCGUAAACUAUUUGCAAGGGGGACAGUUGCCAAACGACAAACUCGAGGCACGACACCUUAGAGCUCGGGCGGCCAGAUAUUGUAUCUGCGACGAUAUGCUAUACAAGCGAGGGUUCUUAGUCCCGUUACUCAGGUGCAUCUAUGAGCUUGAUUGUCAAGCAAUUCUCAAUGAAAUUCAUGCCGGCCACUGCAGCAAUCACGCUGGGGGGGUAUCCUUGGCUCAGAAGGCAUUCCGCCAGGGCUUUUACUGGCCCACCAUGAAGUGA
Diospyros lotus (date-plum) is the source of this 1206-nucleotide messenger RNA. RefSeq lists its product as uncharacterized. The record is from RefSeq and is a predicted model, not a curated record. The transcript has a single exon. Gene Ontology annotation, molecular function: nucleic acid binding; RNA-DNA hybrid ribonuclease activity. Lineage: Eukaryota; Viridiplantae; Streptophyta; Magnoliopsida; Ericales; Ebenaceae. Bases 1 to 1206 code for a protein of 401 amino acids.